This is a messenger RNA of Setaria italica (foxtail millet), 780 nucleotides long. RefSeq names its product F-box/FBD/LRR-repeat protein At5g56420-like. The transcript has a single exon. The record is from RefSeq and is a predicted model, not a curated record. The coding region runs from base 1 to 780 and encodes 259 amino acids. Gene Ontology annotation, molecular function: protein binding. NCBI's taxonomy places the organism in Eukaryota, Viridiplantae, Streptophyta, Magnoliopsida, Poales, Poaceae.
AUGCCGCGCGUGGGCACCGGCGCCGGGGCCGGCGGGGACGACGCCGACGGCGACCGGAUCAGGGCGCUGCCGGACGGCGACCUCCUCCACGCGCUGGGCUUCCUGCCGGCGCGGGACGCCGUUCGGACGUGCGUGCUCGGGCGCCUCUGGGGCAACCAGUGGCGCGCCCUGCCUCGCCUGCGCAUCACCGGCGCCGAGAAGCUGCACAUGUUCGUGAACCAGCUGGUCCUGCUCCGCUACCCGGGGUUGGUUCUUGACGAAUGCGAGAUCGACCUCCGGGGAUUGGGAUACGCCAACCGCAUGCACGUCAACCUCUGGAUCCGGCACGCUCUGUUGCUUCGAGCUCGAGUGUUGUGCCUGAGGUGGAUCCCCGGGUUACAGAGCCAGCCUCUUGCUUCCAUGUUCUUGAAGGUAUUGCAUCUUGUGGGUGUAAGCUUUGAAGGAAAUAUCAUUGAUUUCUCAAGCUGCCCAGCGCUGGAGGAUCUCGAGAUCACCUCGAGUGAAAUCGAUGCCCAUGUAAUCAGCUCUCCAUCUGCUAAGCGUUUGAGAUUGGUGAAGUGCAGUUUUAUUCUCUGCCCUUGCCCAGAUUACCGCACUCGUAUUUCUACCCCAAGUAUCAUUUGCCUGGAAGUAGAGGAUUGUAGUGGCUUCCCUCAUUUGCUUCAAAGCAUGCCGUCUUUGCACACCGCAUCUGUUUGUGUUGGCUGCUUCGAUGAGGAUGAAUGGGAGGAAAGUUGCUCUGUGGGUUCCUGCGGUUUUAAUUUCUUUCCGCUGCGAUGA